Messenger RNA from Anopheles funestus (African malaria mosquito), 2656 nucleotides. RefSeq names its product serine/threonine-protein kinase greatwall (gene gwl). Gene Ontology annotation, biological process: intracellular signal transduction; peptidyl-serine phosphorylation. Lineage: Eukaryota; Metazoa; Arthropoda; Insecta; Diptera; Culicidae. Bases 201 to 2642 code for a protein of 813 amino acids. Gene Ontology annotation, cellular component: nucleus. Gene Ontology annotation, molecular function: ATP binding; protein serine/threonine kinase activity. The transcript is spliced from 5 exons. The record is from RefSeq and is a predicted model, not a curated record.
UAACAGAUGGACCAGCCCGUCCGAAACUUGACACAUGGCCAUUUAAAUCGACAACUUGCGCGAAAAAAGCAAAGAAAAACGAACAAAACGUUCUGAAACAAAUAAAGCGUUAAGAAAUUUAAAGUGCACAAAGCGACUCCAACGCGUAAUGCGAAUACUUUGGAGUGUAAACAUUUGUUAAAGUGAAAUCCUCGCACACGAUGGCACAAACGGUGACGGUGGGUGGGAAAGAUCAAUCCAUGCUAAGCGAGCAUCACACAACGCCGAAGAAAAAAGUAACAUUGGCGCUGGCAGAAUGCGGUAGCGGCAACGCAAUCUCGAAUGAAGAUGAUUCCAUUUUUCGUACGUUAGAGAACUUUACCGCACAGAAUGGCACAACGAGUCCGAAGCUUCCCACCAUUAAGGACUUCAGCAUAUUGAAACCGAUCAGCCGCGGUGCUUUCGGCAAAGUGUUUCUAGGGUACAAAAAGAGUGACCAAAACAAACUGUACGCUAUCAAGGUGAUGCAGAAAACGGAAAUGAUCAACAAAAACAUGGUCUCGCAGGUGAUAACGGAACGGAACGCUUUGGCACUUUCGCGUAGCCCGUACUGUGUGACGCUCUACUAUUCGCUGCAAACGCUUUCCUCGGUGUACCUCGUGAUGGAAUACAUGGUAGGCGGUGAUCUGAAGUCGUUGCUGGCCAUGUACGGGUUUUUCGAUGAAUCUACGGCACGGUUCUAUGCGGCCGAAAUCUGUCUCGCGCUGCAGUACCUGCACGGGCAUGGUAUCGUUCAUCGGGAUAUAAAACCGGACAAUAUGCUGGUGGCGGCUUCCGGGCACGUUAAGCUGACCGAUUUCGGAUUAAGCCGUAUCGAAAUGCGAAGAGAUUUGGAAAUAUCCGACCUCAUUAACUGUUCACCGAAUCUGAACGCACGAACACCGGGCCAGCUGCUGUCGCUCACUUCACAUCUGUCCUUUGGUUCACACGACAAACGUAUUGUGGCGGAUGCGGCUGCAGCCGGGGCUUCUUCUGCCAAUCUGCCAAUACGAGAGGAAGUUUCCGACCAUGAGUCGGACAGCUCGUUCGGCCAGUCGAGACAACAGAACGAUAGCAAAAUGUCGGGCGUGAGUCCGUUUUUUUCCGCCGAGCAGAAUGUGAGCACCACGACCGAAGAUAUAAAAGCGGUUCCAUCGGAGGUUACGAUUGUGGAGGAAAAGUUCGACUCGUCUUUGUACUAUACGUGUAACUCUAGUGAAGAAGGAAAAUCGAGCUCAGACGGUAGCUGUGAGUCGGUGAAGGAAGUUCGGCUACGAAUGGAACCGGUGGCAGGACGAGCGCAGGAGAAAGAAAACAUCGACAGCACGAACAGCGGCGAGGAGAAAACCAGACUGAAAGAUCCGUUCGAAUGUUUGAUGGUGCCGAAAAAGAUACAUCCAAAUUACACGGAAGAUUCUGGCGUUUCGAGUAGAAAGAGUGAUAUGUCCAACAUACCGUGCGAGUUGUCGGCCAUCGAAAAGGUGGAAAACAAUUCGAACAACAGUAACAAGGACUUUAGUUCGGACUUUUCGCGAAGUUACAGCAUGAGCAACAUAACCGAAAUCUCGCACUCUCCCGUGCGGAAUGGUAUGCGCGGAUUCAAAAGGCCAGAUUUUCUUAGGGGCGUAAAAAGAGGCCGGCAUUUAGUGAAUCGGGUGGAUUCUUUAGUCUCAGAUGUCGAUGGUACCAGCACGGGACUGACGCAGGAGAUCGAUGUGCUAGACAUCUGUGGUGAGAUGCACCGAAGCACACCGAAAAAACGCAAAGCAGCCUCCCCGAUCAAGGGUGUCCUCAAGGUGCGAUCACUUUCCGACGAUGAGAUGCAAACGGGGGAGAACUUGAUCGCGAACGUAAUGUUCUCGACGCCCGUCUCGUCGCAAAAGAUACGCCGCGAAGGUGGGCAGCUGGGUAAACUGAAAAGCACACGCUUUCAGCUGCCAUCCUCGAUCGAUCAGUCGCGCAAGGUUAAAGCGUACAGCGAGGCACUUCCGCCGCAUUUCAUAAAAAUGCCAGACGAAUCGGUAAUGUCACCAAUCUGCACCAACAACACGGGUACGGGCGGAUGCGAUAGUACAACCGGUGCCGAUGUCGGUGGGCCAGUGAUCGAGAAUACGCCGAAAGCCGUCAAAACACCGUUCCGCACACCGAAAUCGGUGCGUAGGGCACCGCUAGGAUCGGACGAGCGUAUACUCGGCACACCGGACUAUCUGGCACCGGAGUUAUUGUUGCAGCAGGGACACGGCCCAGCAGUGGAUUGGUGGGCGCUGGGUGUUUGUCUGUACGAAUUUCUCACCGGUGUUCCGCCGUUCAACGAUGAGACACCGCAGAAAGUAUUCGAAAACAUUCUCGGGCGGCUCAUCGAAUGGCCCACGGGCGAAGAGUCCCUUUCGCCGGAUGCGGUAGAAGCGGUAGAACAGUUGCUAGAGAUGGAACAAACGAAACGGCCGGCGGCGGAACAGAUGCAAAGGAUGACUUUUUUCUCGUGCAUCGAUUGGAAGAACAUGAGCCUGUUGGAGCCACCGUUCAUUCCUAAUCCGGAUGAUCCGCAGGAUACUGGCUAUUUCGAGGCACGCAAUAUCAUGCAGCACUUGAAGCUGUCCAACUUUAAUCUGGACGCUUAUUAGCGAACGCAUGUUUC